GACGAGCAAUUAGCAACGGUCCACAAAUCGAGGCUCUAAUUGAAAUGCGUCUCCGGUGUGAGAAGAAAAACAGCAGAUGAGGCAACUCUUUUGGAAAAAUGUUGCCAUCAGGUUUGUGUUUGUGCCUUUUAGGCAUUGAGAAGAUUUUUUUUGUUUUGUUUCCAGCUGAGUUAAUGAGCCAUUUUUUCCUCUUGGAUGAAAGUUGGAGAAACGGAGACACCCAGCGGACAAACGCUGCCACUACAGCUAAUAAAACGCACACAGCGGGCGGGUAGAAAGUGAAACUAGAAGCAGAUAAAAACAGUUUGAGGAGUUUGUGUAUAGCAACCAGAGGCGUGAUUGGCGCGGUAGCAGCUAGCUGUGAUGUUAGCCGAGCUUUACCUGUGUAGCCGUGAUGGAGACUGAGCGCAGGACGGUGGUGGUGUCCGGGGUCCCCGACGUGUUGCCCCCCAGCAGGAUGACGGACAAGCUGACUAUUCACUUCCAAACCCGCCGGAGGAGCCACGGAGGGGACGUGGAGGUGGUCGAGUAUCCCACCAGCAUGAGCGGAGUCGCGUUUGUCACCUUUUACAGGGAAGAAGAUGCAGAGAGGGUGGUGAGAAAGGAGCGACACAUCAUGGCGGACAGCGAGUUUCCUGAAGACUACGAUCUCACCGUGUUUCUCUUCAGCAGAGACGUUUUUUGCUACGUCUCCAGCGCUACAGUCGACCUCUUAAUAUUUGGCAGCGAUCAAGCGACGCUGAUUGAGAGUCUGCGUUCAGCUCAUAGGUCGAUACGUUUCCGGCCUUUGCCUCAAGAGAGGAAAGCCCUCAUCGAGGGGCCUUUCUCCGCCGUCCGGGCUCUAAGACACGACCUCAUCCGCAGAGCCGGACGCCUUAAAUCCUCCAAACUCAGAGGUACUCCUCCUAAUCCGAGGGUAAUAUCUCCCCCUGUGAGCCACGGUCUCUCUAAAGCCGAGCGGGAGCCGCUGGGGUCGAGCGGCUUAUCGCCGCCGCCGCCGCAGCAGAGCACGGGUGAGGCGAGUGAAGUCCAAAGCCGGCGCUCAAAAGCAAAAGCUCAAACCGCUCCUCGGAGGCAAAAAGUUUUAGAUGAGAGCGUGGCUCGGGGAGGAAGCUAUGAAAACGGAGCUGUGCCCAGGGUAGAAAUGUUCAGUGAAUAUACGAGGGAGCAAAUGAAGGCCAGUGGAGUGGACGCAGGGAUCAUAUCUUCCUUAUCAGGCCUGGAAACAUCAGCCAUGAAGCCAGAAGAGGAGGCGGUUUCACAAAACCACACCAGCUCCCGCUACGACUUUCUGGAAAACCUGAGCAGCUCAUCGGUGAACAGACUUAAAAAUACCUCAACAUCCAUCCAGGACGAUCCCAAGGAUGUGGAGGACAUCUGGGUGGACUCGUGCACCUUCAGAUACCUCCAAACGUUUCACAAGACGCAGUUAGACGGAUGUUUAAAAAACGCGUACGUCGUCGAAGGAAGAGACCUCACGCGGAUCGCGUUGACCGGAAGUCAAACGUCCCGUUCCGCGUCCAGGCUCCGGGAAUCCUUGGAAAACCUCAAGGAUUUAAUGGAUUCGUGGCAGUCGAAGCUAAGAGUUCACGAGGUGCCUUACAGCAAGGCAGAGUUCCCCGACGAACGGGAACUGGCUCGAAUCUGUGACAGUUUGCAUCAUAAAGACGUUCUUUACACAUUUGAGGAUUCUUGCAUCAGAGUCGUCGGCCCUUCUUGGUCAAGUCACCUCUUCUGUGAGAUGGUGAAAAUAAAAAUCCGUAUACUCAAAGGAAUGGUUGUAAAACCUUGAGAUUUAAGAGAUGUAAUUAUAUCUGUGACCACAAGGUGGAGCAGUUGUGCUUUCACAAAAAAAAAGGUACUGAAAUCAUAUUAAUUUAUAGUUUUAUAAUAUAUAUAGUUUUAAUUGCUGUCAGAUAAUAUGUACCAGACUAAUCAGAAUAAAACUGGUUGUCGCUCUCUCUUUGUUUC
Molecule: messenger RNA, 1971 nt
Organism: Mugil cephalus (flathead mullet)
Lineage: Eukaryota; Metazoa; Chordata; Actinopteri; Mugiliformes; Mugilidae
Exons: 3
Coding region: 395-1792 (465 amino acids)
Molecular function (GO): RNA binding
Source: RefSeq, a predicted model, not a curated record